CCUGGGCACAGGACAAAGCCGAGGUGCUCCAAUCCGUUACCAUGGCGUUCUCUCAUCCAGGCCAUUCAUGGCUUCCGGGAAACAGAGAUAGCCCAGUGGAGCGAGGAGAGCCGGGAAAUCUUGCAGCGGGUCCGGGAUGAGGCCUUCCCGCCAGGGAUGUCGCAGCUCUCGCUGGUCCACGUCCUCGACCUGGAUAAAAGCGGCUACAUCAAACCUCACAUAGACAGCGUCAAGUUUUGUGGCUGCACAAUUGCGGGGCUGUCCUUGCUGUCCUCCAGUGUGAUGCGGCUGGUCAGCGAGCAGAACCCAGAGGACUGGAUGGACCUGUUGCUGCCGCGCCGCUCGCUGUACAUCCUCAGAGGCCCGGCUCGCUAUGAGUUCACCCACGAGAUCCUCAAAGACGAGGAGUCCUUUUUUGACGGGCAGAAGAUCCCCCGAGAGAGGAGGAUUUCCGUCAUCUGCAGGAACCUGCCUAUCCUGCCAGCUCCUACGUAGGCCAGGCUAGAGACACUAGUGGAGCUGUGGGAUUGGAAACAGCCUUCCUCCCCUCUCCAGGCUGGGGCAGAGCUGAAUGUUUUCAUUUGAUUUGGUUGAUGCUUUUGCUCCAGCCUGCUCAAAGGGACCUGUCUGUGGAGGUUUGUAGCCAAGACUAAACCAAGGGACUUCUCCCCUCAUCACACAGCCAUGGAGGGAUCUGCGGACGUGUGUACCCUCGACAACCACCCAGGUGCGUACUGUGUAAUCAGCAGUGCAAUUAAUUAAUGAAUGACUUAAUGCGCUGUAUUGACUACCCACAGGGCAAGGGAAGCUGCAUAGUCCAUGUUAAACCCAACAAGUAAAAUCUAAAAUGGAAAUAUCUCCCCGUGAUCUUCGUUACGGGGCCUGCGGUGACUUUAACCACAGCAGGUAAAUAGAAUUCAGAAGUGUGCUGUUUUUGUUUGUUUUUAAAGGGAACCGCUGGUGAAUUUUGGCGAAUUUCCCUCAUUAAAAAUAAUUUAUUUGAACGCG
This is a messenger RNA of Chrysemys picta bellii (western painted turtle), 1008 nucleotides long. The record is from RefSeq and is a predicted model, not a curated record. Lineage: Eukaryota; Metazoa; Chordata; Testudines; Emydidae.